UCGCAGUUGUCCGAGGGUACCCUUGCGGCAAUCAUCGACUACCGCGAGGCCACUACGCCAUAGUCCUUCCAACGGCGCACCUGUCGCCUGUCAUUGGUCCGUGGCUGUGAGGCGCCGGGCCUGAAUCGCACUGGUUUAAUAUCCCACUCUGUCGCUGACCUCAGUCGAUUGUGAGUUUAUAAGUCUCUGCUCGACUGCCCCCGCGCCUUCUGACUCGGUGGGACGCGUCCCAAAAGACUUCCCACUUCUCCCAUCGCCCUCGCACCGCCUCCGCAGCAACACCGCUCGCUUGCUCGGCCGACCCACCACGUACGUCUCGAUCGCCUAACCCAGAGUUAGCAAGAAUCUGAAAAGCUGGCCUUCUACGCGACUCCUCCUCUCACGCCGCUCGGGCAACGGAGCGCACGCGAUCCGCCCUUGUACCUUGCUCAGAAGGGCAGGUCGGCUGGCAUGGACAAUAAUGACCGUCGCCAAAGGCAGGCCAAUCCCACUGCUUACCCUGGACAACAAGGACUCCUCCAGACCCCGACCCAGUACCCCGCCGUGAGCGGGGCCGAUCGCUUCAGGGCUCCUCUGACGGCGCAGUCUCCAGCGUCCGCGCCUUCGACGGGCAGGCCGGGGACGGGGCAAGGGUACGGCUACGGAUACGGCGAAGGCGCGCAGUUUGUGGGUUCGUCGAUACAGGCCGGCGCGCUGCAAUACCCGGCGGAGUACGGUCAGCAGGAACAACAGCGGGCGCCACAGCAAUACUCGCAGUACCCGCCCACGAUGAUGUACAAUGUACCGGCGCAGCAGCAGGCGGCUCCGCAGUCCCCCUAUGAGUCUGUGCAACCGUACCAACAGCGGCAGUCUGCAGCAAUAGAGGUCUUGUCAAACCAGUUUGGGGUGCCACAGAGCUAUUAUGUGCCAGGCGAAAGUGGCCCGACUAGCGCGCCCCCGGCUGGAAUGGCGGCGUCGCAGAGCGUGCCCUCACAGUAUCCAUCCCUCUCUUAUACAACGCAAAGCCCCGUCGGACGGGACGUUCUCGCUCCCGCUUAUGCCGCUGGAAUGAGUGACCCAACGCAGGGCGGCUCGCAUGGAGCAUACCCCCAAGCGAACUACGCGGCGCAACAAGGCGCGGCUGACUACGACAGUGCUUAUGCCGAAUACCAGACUCAGCUCAAGAGGACCUUUGGCUACAUUCACGACGGGCGCCUGGCGGAGGGGGGAACGAGCUUGAUGAGAAUCACGGAGUGGUUGCUCGGGAACGCCGAGGCCUUGGGUCUAGUCCGCGACGACGCAGCCAUGCACUCCGAGCGCCUGAAGCUCUGGGAGGAGUUCAACACUUGUUGGCUCUCCAUAUUACAGAAGCAAAAGGACAUGCUGCAGGAGACGGCCGAGUCGGGGCAGCCGCCUCCGUCUCCUUGCAGUCUUAUGGAAUACGAUUUCAUGGAGAGCAUGGGCAAAGAUCUCGUCCAUCUCUGCGACAACAUGGAAAAGCACGGCCUUGUGGACUAUCAGAUGGGAGUGUGGGAGGAAGAGAUUGUAUCGAGUAAGCGCCCCUCCCCCCCCUCUUCCCUCCGAGACAGUGCGUGAAUGUCGGCCCAACUGACGCAUCCCAGUUCUUACUACGUGCCUCGAUCUUAUGGAGGAACACACAGGUGCCGGCGGCGCACAGCGAGCGCCGCUGCCUUCGACGGCGAGAAGGCGAUAAUGUCACGGAGAUCUCCACGCUAUAAUGUCCGGAUACGAAGAACGCGAUUAUUCCCUGAUUUUUACUUGUAUGCCCAAGGUGCUCGCACUUGUUUUUCAUUU
This is a messenger RNA of Aplosporella prunicola CBS 121167, 1794 nucleotides long. RefSeq lists its product as uncharacterized. The record is from RefSeq and is a predicted model, not a curated record. NCBI's taxonomy places the organism in Eukaryota, Fungi, Ascomycota, Dothideomycetes, Botryosphaeriales, Aplosporellaceae. Bases 451 to 1575 code for a protein of 374 amino acids. The transcript is spliced from 2 exons.